Branchiostoma floridae (Florida lancelet) is the source of this 3973-nucleotide messenger RNA. Its product is annotated as zinc finger protein 665-like. Gene Ontology annotation, molecular function: RNA polymerase II transcription regulatory region sequence-specific DNA binding; DNA-binding transcription factor activity, RNA polymerase II-specific. The transcript has a single exon. The record is from RefSeq and is a predicted model, not a curated record. Gene Ontology annotation, cellular component: nucleus. Lineage: Eukaryota; Metazoa; Chordata; Leptocardii; Amphioxiformes; Branchiostomatidae. The coding region runs from base 167 to 2632 and encodes 821 amino acids. Gene Ontology annotation, biological process: regulation of transcription by RNA polymerase II.
CAAACUAGAGUCACACUUGCAAGGAUACAACGGUGAGAAAGCCUACCUGUGUGAUGACCCUGACUUCUCUACAUCUGAUUCUGACAAAUCUAGUCAGUCCCGUCAUGCAGGAGACCCUCACAAGUGUGGCUAUACUGCAGUAGAAAAAGCUGACUUGGACUUGCACAUGGUUAAACACACUUGUGAAAAAGCUACCACAUCUUCCCCAUACCUUCAAAGUGUAUAUGAACCACACCUGUGUGAUGAUGUUGAUUAUGCUACAGAUAAAGAAGCCACCCUACAGUCACACUUGAAAGGAUACAAUAGUGAGAAAGCCUACCUGUUUGAUGACCCUGACUUCUCUACAUCUGACAAGUCUAUUCACUCCCUACAUACAGAAGACUCUCACAAGUGUCGCCUGUGUGACUAUGCUGCAGUGGAAAAAGCUGACUUUGCCUUGCACAUGAUUAAGCACACCGGUGAGGAAAGCAACUUGUCUCAAGCAUGCAGAUAUGGGGAAGCCCUGUCAAAACAUCUAGUACAGAAUGAUGAAGAGCUGUGCAAAUGCGACCUAUGUGAAUAUUCUGCAGUCUAUAAAGAUAGUCUGGAGAAGCACAUGCUUAUUCACACUAAUGAGAAGCCCUACAUGUGUGGAGACUGUGACUUCAGGACAGCUUCCAGGGCCAACCUGUCUGCACAUAUGAAGAUUCAUACAGGAGAGAAACCUCACAAGUGUAACCUGUGUGACUAUACUGCUCUGAGGAAACACAGCCUGGUCAUGCACAUGACUAAACACACUGGUGAGAGACGCUAUGAGUGUGACACGUGUGGACAUAGAGCAUUUACCUCGGCAGCACUGUCCAAACAUCAAAAGAUACAUAGUAAAGACAAGCCCUACAAAUGUGACCAAUGUGAAUAUUCGACAGUCUUAAGUGCUAAUCUGGCUCAACACAUGAUUAAGCACACUGGUGAGAAACCCUACAUGUGUAGUGAGUGUGGAUUUUGUACAGCUUACCAAUCCAACCUGUCUGCACAUAUGAAGAGGCAUAGAGGAGAAAAACCUCACAAGUGUAACAUGUGUGACUAUGCUGCUCUUAAGAAAGGCAGCUUAGACUUGCACAUGACUAAACACACUGGUGAGAGACACUAUGAAUGUGACACGUGUGGACAUAGAGCAUUUACUUCGGCAGACCUUUCAAAACAUCUAAAGAUACAUAGUAAAGACAAGCCCUACAAAUGUGACCAAUGUGAAUAUACAACAGUGUUACGUGCAAGCCUGGCUGAACACAUGCUUAAACACACUGGUGAGAAACCCUACAUGUGUAGUGAGUGUGGAUUUUGUACAGCUUACCAAUCCAACAUGUCUGCACAUAUGAAGAGGCAUAGAGGAGAAAAACCUCACAAGUGUAACCAGUGUGACUAUGCUGCUCUUAAGAAAGGCAAUCUUAAAGCACACAUGCUUAAACACAAUAGUGGAAGAUCCUGGAACUGUGAAGUAUGUGGAUUGAAUAUGUCUACAAGGACAGCCUUGUUACAACAUCUCAAGAAACAUAAAGAAGAGAACCCAGCAGACUAUGGCCAAUUUGAGGACAAAGCAAGUAAGUCCAGCAGUUACAUGGAUGAACCAAAUGAUAAGAAACUCUCCUUGGCUGGUGAGAGUGAGACGGCUACCAUGUCUUCCCCAUCACUUCAAAGUGUGGACAAAUCUCAUGACUGUGAUGAUGAUGAUUAUGCUACAAUUGAAGAAUCCAACUUAGAGUCACUUUUGCACGAAAACAGUAGUGACAAAGACCAACAUCUAGUACACACUGAUGAAGGGCUUUACAGAUGCGCCCAGUGUGAAUAUGUUGCUGUAUAUAAAAGUAGACUGGACAAGCACAUGCUUACACACACUGGUGAGAAACCCUACAUGUGUGGAGAGUGCGGAUUCCGUACACUUUACAAGUCCAGUCUGACUGAACAUAUGAAGAGGCAUAUUGGAGAAAAACCUCACAAGUGUAACCUGUGUGACUAUGCUUCUCUGCGGAAGGCCCAUCUGGACUUACACAUGGCAAAACACAGUGGUGAGAAACCCUACUCAUGUGAGGUAUGUGGAUAUAGAGCAUCUUCUAGGCAGUACAUUGUAGAACACGUGAAAAUACACAGCAAAGAAAAGCCACACAAAUGUGACCAAUGUGAAUAUACUGCAGUCUGUAAAAGUAGUCUUCGCAGUCACAUGCGAAAACACACUGAUGAAAAACCCUACAUGUGUGGACAUUGUGACUUCAGGACAAAGUUCAAGUCCAACCUGUCUACACAUAUGAAGAGGCAUAUAGGAGACAAACCUCACAAGUGUAACCAGUGUGACUUUGCUGCUGUACAGAAAGCCCACCUGGACUUACAUAUGGCAAAACACGGUGAGAAACCCUAUUCGUGUGAGAUAUGUGGAUAUAGAGCAUAUUCUAGGCUGUACAUAUCGCGGCAUGUGAAAAUACACAGGAAGGAAAAGCCACACAAAUGUGACCAAUGUGAAUAUGCUGCAGUCUGUAAGAGUAAUCUUCGCAGUCACAUGCUUAAACACACUGGGGAGAAACCCUACAUGUGUGGAGAAUGUGGCUACAGGACAAAUUUCAGGUCCAACCUGGCUACACAUAUGAAGAGACAUACAGUAUAAGAGACAUGCCUUACAGAUGUGACCAGUGUAACUGAUGGUGCUCGACAGAAUGCUCACCGGGACUUACACAUCGCAAAACAAUGUGGACAUAGAACUUCUCCCUCAGUAAGCCUUGCAAAAUAUGUCGAGAUACAAAGUAAAGAAAGGUGAUGUGACCAAUGUGAGUUUGCUACAGUGCAAACCUGACUCACCAAUUGCUCAAACACACUGGCAAGAAACCCCUACAUGUGUAGAGAGUGUGAAUUUUGUACCAAGCUCUGCCUAUCAAGUCCAACUGUGGCAAAUGGACAGGAAAAAACAUGUGUAGCCAGUGUGACUUCCUGCACAUGCUAGACACUGGUAAAAGGUCCUGGAAGUAAGAAAUAUGCAGACUAGAUACUUGUUAGUGCCAUUUUCAGCAUAUAGGAGGAAACAAACUCACAAGUGUGACUAUGUUGCUCAGAAGACAGCUCAACUGGACGUAUGCAUGUGCCAGCACAAUAGUGACAGACCCUAAGUACAUGUACAUGCCCAUGUGGAUAUGUACAGGUCAACAGCCUAUUGAGAAUGGCAUCUCAAAGAAAACAUGAGUAAACAAUUGAAAAUAGACCAUAUAAUAGUUGAUAGUAGAUGCAAAGGAGUGAAAGACUUUCAAAGAUGUUAUUUAGUAAGAUGCCAUCUUCAUUAAAGCAUGCAGUAUUCUGGACUCAAUAUGACUACUCCAUGAUGAGAAAAGUGUAUGUGAUAACUUUGCUUGCUGUAUGUUUGUUUCAUUGCAAUUUAACCAGUAAAAAAUGCAGGUAAAAUAUAUUCCUUACAUAGGAUUAUAAUGAGGUGGAACUGGGAUGAGAGUAACAUUUUAGAUCCUUUGAAGUAAAAAUGUAUGUCCUCAACAAUGCAUAGAUACAGAGAAGGGGGGGGGGGUAUUUAAGAGCAUUGUAGACACUCAAAAUGCAUUGUUCUUUAGGGUUGUGGAUAUGACUCCAAUACUAUCUCUCAGGAAUAAUAAGACGUACUGGUGUAUUGAGGCAACAGGCAAAAGAGAUAGAUAGUAUUACAGUUAUAACAGAAUUUUUGGAGUUAAUGACACUAUUGUGAGCACAAAUAUAACGUGUUAGUACAUGUAUUGUUAACCAUUGAUACAAGUACCUCAACUAAAACUCGAUUGACCUAUUAACUAUUUAUGCCUAUUUAUUGUUCUCUGCCACAUUAGGAUGGCAUACUUAACUUAUUAAUCAAAACUAACACUAUUUAAGUUAUAACCUACUUUUACAAUUGACUUCUCAUAUGUUACCAUAUUGUCAAUUAAUACCAAUCUAUUACAAUAAAAUCUUGGGAAUUUUUCCAAGCUCAUACUGACCA